Sclerotinia borealis F-4128 is the source of this 2187-nucleotide messenger RNA. Lineage: Eukaryota; Fungi; Ascomycota; Leotiomycetes; Helotiales; Sclerotiniaceae. The record is from the annotation of a GenBank genome assembly.
AUGGCUCGAACGAAGAUUAAUGCUUUGGGUGGCACUGAGAACCAGGUAAAGACAGGAGAAAAGAGACCAUUUGAUUCUUCAACAACUAUACAGUCCACGAAACGGCCAAAGCUACAAGAACGUACCGAUUAUUCUCGAUGGCGUUUACUCGACGAAAAAGGUAGACAGACAUGGCAUUAUCUUGAAAAUGAUGAAGAUACUGUAGAAUGGCCUCAAACAACUGCAGACAAGUAUUUUUUGGGACUGCCAACUAACCUGCCUGAUCUUCCAAAGGCACAAAGUCCUCUUGAUUCCGUCAACAAUUCUCUCGAAUUCUUCCAGCACCUUCAGCUUCCUCCUGGGAAUUGGGCAUGUGAAUAUGGUGGUCCAAUGUUUUUACUUCCUGGCCUGGUCAUCACUUGGACUGUCACCGAAACUACAAUCCCAGAUCAUAUUGCAACCGAAAUCAAGAACUACGUCUUUGCACGAGCACACCCAGAUGAUGGAGGGUGGGGAUUACAUAUUGAGGGUGAAAGCACUGUUUUUGGUACUGCUAUGAAUUAUACCACGCUCCGAUUAGUUGGAGUUAGUGAAGAGGACGAACGGAUGAUCAAGGCUAGAGGAACAUUACACAAGCUCGGUGGUGCCAAGAAUGGACCGCAUUGGGCAAAGUUCUGGCUGAGUGUACUUGGUGUAUGUCAAUGGGAUAUUGUCAACCCUGUGCCACCAGAGUUCUGGCUGUUGCCUGACUGGCUACCUUUUCAUCCUUGGAGAUGGUGGAUUCACAUGCGCUCAGUUUAUGCGCCGAUGUCAUUCAUUUGGUCUAAGAAGUUCACAUAUAAAACAACUCCCCUUAUCGAGCAGUUACGACAAGAGCUAUUCGUCGAACCAUAUACGGCUAUAAACUGGUCUGGAAAUCGAAACAGUAUUCAUCCGAAAGACAACUAUCACCCAAAAUCAUGGCUUUUAAAUACAGCAAACUGGUUUAUUGUUAAUAUCUACGCUCCUUAUCUCCGAAGUGACGCAUUGGCCAAGCAAGCCGAAGAUUGGGUGUUUAGAUUGAUUCAAAUGGAAGAUAAAAAUACUGAUUUUUCCAACCUCGGGCCAGUGAAUGGAGUGAUGAACUUUCUUGCGUGCUAUAUUCGAGAGGGACCUAAUGCCUACUCUGUACAGAGACAUCGAGAACGAAUGGCUGACUUUAUGUGGGUUAAGGAUGAGGGUAUGUUAAUGAAUGGCACGAACGGGGUACAAUGCUGGGAUACUGCAUUCUUGAUUCAAGCCGUAAUGGACGCCGGUUUGGCAGAAGAUCCAAGAUGGAGACCAAUGUUAACAAAAGCCCUCGAAUUUCUCGACGAUCAGCAAAUCCGAGAGAAUGUUGACGAUCAAGAUAUUUGCUACCGCCAGCAACGAAAAGGAGCCUGGUCUUUCAGCAAUAAGGAUCAAGGAUAUGCUGUUAGUGAUUGUAUAUCCGAAGCAUUGAAAUCUAUUAUACUUCUACAACGAACUCCAGGCUAUCCAACUUUACUUGAAGAUCAGCGAGUUUACGAUGCCAUUGACACCAUUCUCACGUACCAAAAUAAAUCUGGUGGAUGUGCAUCAUAUGAGCCAACUCGAGGCUCAGAGAGGUUGGAGAUUUUAAAUGCAGCAGAAGUGUUUGGCAGAAUCAUGAUAGAGUAUGAUUACCCUGAAUGCACAACUGCCGUGGUUACUGCACUAUCGUUAUUCACAAAAUACUACCCGGAUUAUCGUACCUCGGAGAUUGAAGCUUUCAAGAGUAGGGCUAUCCAGUAUAUUCGAAGGGCCCAAUAUGCCAAUGGUAGCUGGUAUGGUAGCUGGGGUAUUUGUUUUACAUACGCCGGAAUGUUUGCUCUUGAGAGUCUUGCAAGUAUCGGGGAAACCUAUGAGAACAGUGAGCAUUCUUGUGAGCAAGCAGAAUAUAUCGAACACCCGUCCGGUUCUCAAGUUGUACAGACAGCUUGGGCAUGUAUUGCUUUACUCGAGGCGAACUAUCCAGAUCGUGCACCAAUCGAGAAAGGGCUGAAACUUAUCAUGAGCAGACAACAAGCAAACGGAGAGUGGCUACAAGAGGCCAUCGAGGGGGUAUUCAAUAAGAGUUGCAUGAUCUCGUACCCUAACUAUAAGUUCAUCUUCCCGAUGAAAGCUUUGGGAAUGUUUGCCAAGCGAUAUGGUGAUGUAAAGCUUCUCUAG